AUGGAUGAAUACUGGCGCUGCCGGGCGCAGACAUCAUUCUCCUCCUGGCCGAGCUCCUCCACAACACCCCGUCUGCAACCCAUGUUUGAUGUGCCGCAGGCUGGAUGGGGACGCGUGGACCUCCUGCUCCUCCCGACCAAGCUUGAUUGUGUGUGCGACCUGCUGACGGCGCUCGGGGUGAUGAAAAUGAAAAUGAAGAAGCAUGUGUAUCUGAUGUCGGAUCUGCACCUUAAACAAGUGUACCUGAUAUUCCAAGCUUACAAUGUGAUCUACACUGAAGCCAAACCGAGCCAGUGGAGAGGCGUGGAGGAGAUAUGCCGGUCUCUGUCGCCCUGUCGUGGAUCGCCACGGCUGCCAACACCCGGCGCCGCCUCCUUCGCUGCUGAUCAACGCCGCCACCACGCCAGGCACUGCCUUCGCCUCGCCGUCGUCCCCCUGUGUCAACUUCCGCCUCCACCGCGCGCAAAACCAAUCGCCAUCGCGCCCCCGCUCCCGUUACGCUUGGCCUCCCUUGCUGGCGGCCCUGCCCAGUGCGGCCUUCCUCACCACGCGCUGCCUCCUGUGUCGCCAGCAUCACGCCCAGCGUCGCCUCCCUCUCCGGCGCGCCUGCAGCCUCCACCGUACAAUGGAGUCGCCGCCGCUGCCACCCCCUUCCCUGGACGUGCUUCCUGUUUGCAACAAUCAAGGUGGAUUAAAGCGGCCGUGAGGUCAAGGAGAGGGAAGGUCCAGGCAUCGGAGAGGAGGAAGAAGGUGGUGAAAGCUGUUCUGUUGCUGCUGAUCCUUUCCAAGCUAGACACGCCCAUGUUUUGUUGCUGCCGAUCCUGUAUCAUAGUGCCCACAAUAUGUUUGAGGAAAACGGAGAACGCCUCCAACACGAUAGCCAUGGGUGCCCGACCCGGAUUUCACAUAUUCUUCGGUGUCAUAAGAAGGAAGCCUCGACCGGAUCACAUCGCAAGUUCUAAAGACAAACGGUCCAAUGUCGCCUCCGCCAACUUCGCGGGAAGACCAUCCACCGUUGUCUCUGUGGACUUCGCUGCAAGACCAUCCGCCGUUGCCUCCGCCGACUUUGCCGGAAGACCAUCAGUUGUCAUCUCCGCCUACUUCGCCGCAGGUAUCUUUUUUUUUUGCAAAUUAUGAUGCAACUAUUUUUGAUUUACAACCAGAGCUUACUGAUGGUUAUAGGAUGAAAAAACGCGCAUAUAAGUUGCAAGAUUUUGAAUAGCAAUUUCUAUGUAUAUGUUCUCCUGCACUUGUGCUGAUAAACUCACUCACUCACUCACAUGGACUGUGGUUAAUUAGAAGAGACAGUCACAUGUGAGGAUGAAAGCUUGGAUCAGCUUCUGUAGUCGCUAUCUUUCAUUUACAACCGAGUUUUCUUAUGGUUAUAGGAUAGAAACUUUGUAUUAUUUUGCCAUCUUCUUUCCUUCGUGAAACUAGCUGCAGCAAGUAGCAAUUUAAACUGAUGCGAGAAAGUAUCUAUCUUUAAUGUCCAACUGAAGAUUUUUCAGUUGAAAACAUCAACCAAGAUACAACAAAUCCUCAUGGUCAGCAAUCUUACCGUUAUAAAGUUUCAGUCAUCCUUUUAGAUAAUUAGGCCUGAGCUCGUUAACUUCCCAUCUUAAGAAACUGUUGUCAAGGUAGUAGUGGAUGCUGCAAUUGAUAAUUACUUGUGCUCUGAGAUGGUGGCUCCUAAAAAUGAUUCAGCACAUCCUUGUGAUUUUGAAGACAAAAAAGAAAGAGAGUUCUCUUACUUGCUGGAUAUACUAUUACUAAUUGCUUCUGCAUUGAGUAUCAGCUGUAUAAGGUGCGCCAGUCCCUUUGACUAUUUUGCAUGCAAUGAUAUGUUUGGCAUGCUUGAAAAAAUACAAGAAACUUACUAAGUGGUCAAGGGCACAAAGUAAAACUUACUGUAACUUAGCUACCAAUGUAACAUACUACUGGUCAGGUUUUACCACUCACCAUUAAUAUGCUGAUGGAGUUCUCCAAUUCUGAAAACAAAUUCACCAUGCAUUGAAUGGAUCAUUCAAUUGUGCAAUGCAAAUGGUGUGUCCUCUGUUAGUCAGAGGAUCUGAGAAUCGGGAUAGAUCAGGAUGGGUUUCAUAUGUGAAAUUUUGCUUAAUGGAUGCUUCAAGUUUCCUCUAAUCAGCAGACCUAUGGGAUACGGGCCUCUGUUUGCCCCUGGUACUCCUGAUGCAGGAGCUACACUUCCAGUUUGACUGCCUGAGGGAAGGGUCUCGCUUCAGUUGCUUUGGGUCAUUAUAUGUUUUUUUUUGUUGAAGGGUGGUACAUGCGCUUAACCGUGUCCAGAACUGAACUUUAGUAGUAGGGACAGCAAAAUUAUCUGAAAAAUACUGUAUAAAUGGUCAUAGAAUGCCAAACAGUUAAGAAAAACUGUAAAGAAAUGCGAACCGAAAGGAAGGGGAAAAUUGUUUUCUAAUGUUAGAAGUCCGAUUGAACUCAGUAGUGGUUAUCUUAUCUCUGUUGGCUCUAUGAUAACCUUCUUAUAUAUGCAAGUUACUCUGAAGCAGCAAGAUAAACAAGGUGAUGUAUCAUGAAAAUAGGGUCUACGUAGCAUAAUCUAAUUUGUGUAUCUUUUCUCCUACAUUCAUUUCUUUACUUUGGUCCAUAAGUUUCCAGAGAUCUAUUUGAAACAACUAACCUGUCCUACUAGCCUGUCCUUUUUUCUAGAAUGUAUAAGCCGUAAAACUGUACUUAUUUUUAAUAUAUGUUGAAGCAUUUGGUACCAACAGAUUUUUCCGCAACUAACAUUGCGCAUAUUUGUCAUGGUUGGAUUUUGUUUAAUAUUGAAAACCUAAGAUUAGAACUGUAUACCAGGGGUCAUGGUUAGAAGUUGAAUGAUAAGGGAUGAAAUAAUUGAUUUUGGGUCAUAAAUCAAAUCAAAUGUGAUGAUUCUUUCUCCCGUUGCAACGCACGAGCCCUUUUGCUAGUAAUUUAAAAAGAAGGGAGAAAAGUUGUAGGAGGUCGAACCGUGCUCUAGGUCUGUUCGCAUUGUGCCUCCGCCAACGACCAAGGUAUUUUAAGUGCAUAAUUAUGCAUGCGCGAUGCGAACUUCGCGAGCAUAUGCGACGAACGACGGAGGCAGAACUGCUAAUCCAGCUCAAAAAUUGGCCGGUCUUGUGCAGUAGAGGCCGGUGGCUUAAUGGCAUAUAAGUUAUGCAGUUUAACGAGUCCACUUUGUACUUCGGCUGUGAUGGCCGUGGUAUACUCCUCGGAACGGAGGGGUUGUUCCUUUUUCCAGUGAUCGUUAUCACGCCGCAUGGACCGGGCAUCUUAAGCUUUUGAUAGGCGUAGUGUGGGACCACAUUGAAACGAGCGAACGCGGUCUGCCCAAGCAGUGCAUGGUAUCCACUGCAGAAUGGAACAAUAUUAAAGAUCAAGGCUUCGCUUCAAAAGUUGUCUGGCGAACCGAAGAUGACUUCCAGUGUGAUUCAGCCCGUACAGUGAGCUUCUUCGCAAGGUAUUACACCUUUGAAGGCGGUUGUGGUGGGCUUGAUCCUUGAGGUAUCAAUGCCCAUUUUGCGAACAAUGUCUUGAUAGAGCAAAUUAAGGCUAUUGCCGCCGUCCAGAAGGAAUCGUGUGAGAUGGAAUCCAUCGAUGAUUGGGUCGAGGACCAAAGCUGCCAAACCUUUGUGACGGAUAUCUGUUGGGUAGUCAUUGCGAUCAAAAGUGAUCGGACAGACUGCCGAUGGGCUAAAUUUUGGUACGACCAGCUUUAUGGCGUAGUCGUCUCGUGGUA
This is a messenger RNA of Triticum urartu, 3757 nucleotides long. NCBI's taxonomy places the organism in Eukaryota, Viridiplantae, Streptophyta, Magnoliopsida, Poales, Poaceae. The record is from RefSeq and is a predicted model, not a curated record.